Messenger RNA from Funneliformis caledonium, 1236 nucleotides. NCBI's taxonomy places the organism in Eukaryota, Fungi, Glomeromycota, Glomeromycetes, Glomerales, Glomeraceae. The record is from the annotation of a GenBank genome assembly.
AUGUCAAAUAGUCAUCAUGGAAAAAGUAAUGUUGAAAAAGAGCUUGGAGACGAAGAGUUAGACCCAUUUGAAAAAGUUGAUGAAAUUCGUGAAGAAUCAAAUGAGGGCUAUGAUUCUUUUAUGGUUAUUUCACCUGAAAGAUUGGCAACUAUUAUAUUAUUCUUUUACGUAGUCUGCCUUCAUCAGAAAAGAGUAUCCUCGGUGAAUAUCUCCAAGAAAUUUACGAUGACAAACAUCACUGAUUGUACUGAAGAUACUUAUUUGUUUGUUAAUGAAAUACAAGUUAUCUAUGGCAAACAUGAAGUAACACCCAUAGAAAUUAUACAUACUCUUGGUUUGGAUGCCCUACUUUUAACAAAAUACGAGUUCAAUGUACUUGUAGCAAACUUUAUCCAGAGAUAUUCAUCUCGGAGUUACUUCAACAUUCCUGAGGGUGUUAAGAAUCUCAUCUUUAAUCUUACUGGUGGACACCCUGGUCUGUGUCGAUUUAUUUUAACACUAUUACGCAUUAAAUUUCGUGAAGGUAUACAAAAUAAAUCAUCAGCAGUUAUUUUACAGUACCUUGCUUCGCCACAAUUACGAAAUGGUAUAACAUCUAGCUCAUGUGCUUUUUACUGGAUUAAUAACUGGAAUCCAAGCCAUGACGAAGCUGAAUUUGUUCGUCUUAUGUUACUUAAAAGUCAUUGUGAAACUCCAUCUAUUAUUGAUUAUGAUUCAAACCCUGUUGCCAAGAAAUUUCUUAAACAUCCUACUACUACCUUUGAAGAAUUUUUAGAGAAGUCUAUUCAUCGUAUGAGCCCAUCUAAAUUAUCUGAAUCAUUUGGAAGAGGUGAUAAAUGUAAUUCACUAUAUGAGAGAAGCUGGCAGAUGGAAUGGUAUUGCGCUUUUACAAUUGUAGUCCCUGCUAAUGAAUCAAUAAGCGCUGAUGUUGGUCCUUUAUUCAGUUCCACUGGUUUCCUUGAUUUUUAUGUUAAUGGAGAUUGUUGCUGGAGAAUUGAGCUUAUUCGCGAAGGUAGGCAUUUGAAGGAACAUGCAAAACGAUUCGAAAAUGGUGGUAUAUAUGACAAAAUUCCAUUGAAACAUUGGGUUAUAAUUGACUUUCGACACCAUUCAAAAAGUGUACGUGAAAAAAAACCAAAUUUCUGGUAUGCACUUUAUGAUGACAAUUAUAAACAAAUUACUAUUAUACGUGAAAGACAUAAUGAUAAAGUUAUUAUCUUGUACGGUGAUGAAUAA